Zychaea mexicana is the source of this 1430-nucleotide messenger RNA. RefSeq lists its product as uncharacterized. Lineage: Eukaryota; Fungi; Mucoromycota; Mucoromycetes; Mucorales; Lichtheimiaceae. Bases 162 to 1031 code for a protein of 289 amino acids. The record is from RefSeq and is a predicted model, not a curated record. The transcript is spliced from 6 exons.
AAAGGAUCUAAAUUUAUUUUUUCGCUUCUUUUCUUUUACUUUUCUCCUUUCCACCUCUUUCUUUCUUUCUUUUCUUUCUUUCUCUCUUUGCUCUACCUGUCCUUCCUUUUCAACGUCUGCUCUCUCGUAGUCUACCGCGUUUCUAAAUAACAACAACAACAAUGAAAUUCUCUGUCGCCGCAGCCUCUGCCUUGUUGGUCUCUGCCUUUGCCGGCAUGGCCAGCGCUGAUGCUUACGCUGAUGCCAUUGCUGAAUGGUGUGAUGGUUUGGAAAUUGUCGAGCCCAACGAGAACACCAUCGCUGUUGCUGGCAGCGUCACCAAGAUCACUGCCACUCGUGAGCCCAAUGACAAGCAAAAGACGGUCAGCGGUCUUGAUCUUUACUCUGUUGACAGCGACGGUCAAGCCAAGUACAUCCAGAACGUCUGGCAGGGUAACUUUACCUUGAACCAGCGUGCCACCAUCACCGAUGACAUUCCUGCCAAUGUCACCGCCGGUCUUUACUACUACCGUGCCUGGAUCACCAACUUGAUGGACGGUGGCAAGCACGGUCCCGACUGUAUCGAGACUUCGCACAAUUUCAAGGUCACCUCGGGUGUCCACCAACACCCGAACGGUAUCAGCUACUACACCGAAUCGCUUGACGACGUUCAGUUCUACCACCCCGACUACUUCCGCGGCUGCUUCGGCUUGAAGGUCACCACUCCCGCCAAGGGCAAGACUUACAACGUAGGCGACCACAUCACCGUCACGGCCAACCGCGACAAGGCUUCGCAGACUGCUGUCCUCAAGAGCAUCGACUUGUACAAGUCGACCGAAAAGAACAAGGCCGUCUUUGUCGAGAACGCCUGGGAGGGUAAAGAGCGUUUCACUGACUCGUUCACUCUUAAGGAUCACUUUAAGCCCGCAAAGAAGGAGGAUAUUGAUGAGAGUGCUACCUACUACUACACUUUGACUGUCACCAGCAACAAGUCCAAGGAUGAGGACUGCACCUUCCACUCCGAAGGCUUCAAGAUCAAGGACACCAACUAAAAAAGAACAAGCUCAAGCGUGACGCGGGACGCUUCGCCCACCACCACCACCACCACCUUUACAUCUUAACUUCCUUAUACCAAAACACAAACCCUUUCUCUUCUCCAUUUAAACAGAUGCUAAGCAUUUUGCUUGCUGACCAUUCUCCUCUUUUAUCUUUUUUCAAACAACCACACACACACACACACACAUCAACAACAACAACAACUUCUCUUGUAGUUUUCCUCCUUCCUUCUUUGCUUGUGUAUUCGUAAAAUGCAAUCUUUUGUCAAUCAAGAAAACAAGAAACCUUGAAAAAUGAGUGCUCUAGAUCUUCUUGCGCAAAGAAAAAAAAAAGACUUGAUGUAUCUAUUAAUAUCUCAUGGUGCGGGGAGGGGGGUGGGAGGAGACCCAGCCAAU